Molecule: messenger RNA, 766 nt
Organism: Solanum lycopersicum (tomato)
Lineage: Eukaryota; Viridiplantae; Streptophyta; Magnoliopsida; Solanales; Solanaceae
Gene: ADH11A4a
Product: glycine cleavage system H protein, mitochondrial
Biological process (GO): glycine decarboxylation via glycine cleavage system; protein lipoylation
Cellular component (GO): mitochondrion; cytoplasm; glycine cleavage complex
Source: RefSeq, a predicted model, not a curated record
UAUGUAUAUCAUUUGGACUCUCAAACUUUAGGGAUGAGGCUUUCAUUUUCCACCAUUCAAUGUUAGAUAAUAUAUAAAGUAUAUACUAUAUAGUAAUAUCAAAAUCUUUCCCUUUGUUGACACAUUGAUAAAAAAAAAAUGGCUCUGAGAAUGUGGGCUUCUUCAACAGCCAAUGCACUUAGAGUCUCUUCUACUGUUUCAAGAACCAAUUUUUCACUCUCUAGAUGUUUUUCUACUGUUCUUGAAGGGCUGAAGUAUGCAUCUUCACAUGAAUGGGUAAAGCAUGAGGGGUCAGUGGCAACAAUUGGAAUAACUGACCAUGCUCAGGAUCAUUUGGGAGAAGUGGUGUUUGUUGAUUUGCCAGAUAGUGGUACUUCUGUUUCACAUGGAAGUAGCUUUGGAGCUGUUGAAAGUGUGAAAGCCACCAGUGACAUUAACUCUCCGAUCUCAGGCGAGAUCGUUGAGGUCAACACAAAGCUCAGUGAAACACCUGGUUUGGUAAAAUGUCUACUAACUCAUAUAUCAACUCGAGCCCUUAUGAAGACGGAUGGAUGAUCAAAGUGAAGCCGAGCAAUCCAUCAGAGCUCGAAUCUCUGAUGGGGGCAAAAGAGUACACGAAAUUAUGCGAUGAAGAGGAAAUUCAUUGAAACUUGAAGGUGAUUUUGAAUUCACUUUUUAGACUAACAUUUGCUGAGAUAUUGUAAUGAAACUUUCUUGUCAGUUGUUAAAAUUUCACAAAAAUAAAUAAUAAGAUCUUUUUUUUUCA